CAUCUGCAUGUUCGAGUUUCCUAACCAGCAGUUUGUUGUAAAUCAGACUUAUGUCUUUAUUUCACAGAAUCGCAACUUUCUAUUCAGACAAAAUACGUUCWCUAAAUGGUAAUAGACAUUCAAAACAUGUAUUUGUCUUCUUGGACAAUCAACUCACCGCUAUCCAGCGUCGACAACUACGGAAGCUGCCCUCACACAGACACGCUACCUARCACCCGCUUCUGUGAUUGGUAGCAACUGAGCAAUCCCAGCUCUGAUUGGGUGAUGUAAUUCAAAACAUCAACAUUCGUCACCACGGGGGGAAAAAAGCAUGGCGGCCCCCAMCAUGAGCGUGGGUAAACCUACCGCGGACCGUUUACCGUGCAAUACCACCAGUUUUCAGAAGAAAUCACGAASCAAACUAGUUUCAAUACCUGGCACAAGACCUUCGAUUCAAAAUGGGCAACUUAUUGUUUCGACUGGUGUCACAUCUCUCGACUACGUGAUUGGUGGUGGUUUAGCAGUUGGAACCCUUCUCCUCAUAGAGGAGGACCGAUAUGACAGCUACUCUCGUAUGCUACUCAAGUACUUCCUGGCAGAGGGGGUGGUGUGUGGACAUGAACUCUACGUGGCGUCUGCCCAGGACCACCCCAAUGACAUCCUACAGGAGCUCCCCGCCCCCAUCCUGGAUGACAUCGCCAGCCCCAAAACAGUGGAGGACCAGGCAAAGUCAUGUGACCCUGAGAGUCAGGACGCCAUGAAGAUCGCCUGGCGCUACCAGCACCUGCCAAAAGUACAGACGGCCCUGGCGUCCUCGUCGAGGUUCGGACACUACUACGACGUCUCCAAGACAAUGGACCCUGAGAUCUGCCAGGCGGCCAGGUGCCACGGCUUCUACCUUCCAGAACACUCCACCGCUGUGACAUCACCCACCGCCACCGGGCAGAG
This is a messenger RNA of Salvelinus sp. IW2-2015, 927 nucleotides long. It is a transcript of the gene elp4, whose product is annotated as elongator acetyltransferase complex subunit 4. Gene Ontology annotation, cellular component: elongator holoenzyme complex; transcription elongation factor complex; cytoplasm. Lineage: Eukaryota; Metazoa; Chordata; Actinopteri; Salmoniformes; Salmonidae. Gene Ontology annotation, biological process: tRNA wobble uridine modification. The record is from RefSeq and is a predicted model, not a curated record.